GAGUUAUGCAUCAACAAUCAACAAUUUAUCGCUGCGAGGAGAGUGGGAUUUUUCCGAUUUUUCUCACUUUGGUGUAGUUUAUGUUAUUGAAAAAGUUAAUAGCGUGUUAGUAUGAUUCUCAGCAGCUUGAAAUGUGACUAUGGCAAAAAAUAUGUAACACAAACUCGCAACAGCAUCGAAGUCGUGUAUUCUUUGUUUGUUCUUCUAUUAUUUAUAUUUAUUCUGCCAUUUGAGAGCCAUUUGAGAGCCACACAUAAAGGAUCGUGAACUUUCUAGCUUUUUCUAAUAGAAAAGUCUGACAUACCGGUGAUUUUUAACAUACUCACUAUUGACUGCAUAAAAUUUAAUGCACUUAUCUAUAUACUUUAAUUGUUGAAUAACAAUAAUAUUUGAAUGACAUCAUAACCUAGGAUAUUCUAUUAAGAUACAUUGAUCAGAGCAAAUGUGAAGAUUACAGCUGACCCAUUUGUUACCUUUUACUCAAUAAUAUGGUGAUGGCAGGAAACGAAAGUGCGCCAGAUGACGCGUUAUCCGCGAGAUUACAAUGGCUACGUCAGCGCAGAGAAGCCUUGCAAGAGAAGCUAGCCCAAAAAAAUAAUGAGUUGAAGAACCUAUGUGUGGAGGAAGCGGAGAUAACAGGGGUUUUACCUCCGGAGAUACCUCUAGAGCCUGGAGAAAGUCCACCAACUUUUCGUAGAAAAGUGGGCACCUCGUUUACAUAUCCACAGAAACUAAUUAACAAGCUGAAGUCAACUGAUGUUGAGGAAUCAGAAUUGGAAUUGGAAAGGCAAGUACAACUUGGCAUUGUGGAAACUGCAUUGGGUAUUGUUAAUGAUCCUACAGAAAGCAAAGCUACACGACGCAAGAACAGACUCGUUUAUCAGCAGAGUCAGCGAAGACUGCAAGAAUUGGAAACAGAGUUGAAUUUUAUUCGGCAGAGUCGCGGUAAAACGCAUCGACCGAUGCAAUUACCGACACAAGUGGGAAGUUACAAUACGCAAUCGCACUCUCAUACCAAUGUAAAACACAGAACAAAGAAACCACGACCGCCAUUGGAUAAUUCAGGAAAUGAAGUAAAUACUCCAAAGUCUACUGGAAGAGGUAUACUCCACGAUCCAGGUAUUAGUCUGAGCCCUUUAGUGUCCGACGACAAAUGCAUCCUAGACAAGUUAAAUACAUAUCCUGGACACGGAUACGAAGAUCAAUUAAUACCGAAUGUCUGCAGUCAUCAUCACCACAGUGGCACUCGUCCCAGUGUAAGCCCCAUCGAACCCCAAACAAACGUUAAAAUUGUGGAACACGAUCACAACGACAACCACAACAUUUACAUUUUACCCGAGCAAUACCGUCCUCGUACAUAUUCUCACGGAAGCGGUGGAUCUCGCAGUCAAAGUUACUAUCAAGACAACGAGAGAACGUAUCGUCCGUAUGUUCCAAACACCUACACCGAGGACGAGCGUCUGAUGCGCUAUCGGCAGUUGCAACAUGCGCAAAAGCAACAGCAUCUACAAGACCAGAUGCAUAGUCACAGACUGCAGCACACGAGUUCUGUCGAGUACAAACAUCUGUACAACUCGGACAAUAUGGAUAUACGAAGAAGUCAGGGAUCCUUCGACAAAGACUUUCGCGCGUCCCAUUACACGCCCGUCACCGAUUAUCAGGUAUAUUACAAAAACAACGCGCAAUCGCAGCAAUCUUUAUACAGACGUGAUCGCGACUCAUCGUUGUCCGGUAGCAAGAACACUCUGCGGCACACCAGUAGCGCUACGUUGAUCGAGGCGCAGUUGAUGUCCGGCUAUUGGGUGCGUCACAACGACGAGGUCCACUGGGUGAGUCUGGACGAUCCCACGGCCGACAGAUUUGGCAGCUUGGACCGCAGACGGCGGAAUACUCAGCCUAACGGCGGUGUCGCGAUCGCGAAUUCGGACACGCAGUCGCGUUACCGCACGGUCGCUGUUUCAAGCACCAAGAACUCGUCCGGCAGCAAUGUCGCCACGUCGUCCCAUCAGCAUCAUUCCGUUCACUUGCUGCCAUUGUCCGAACACCAAAUGCCGAACAACAACAAGAUGCUGCUGCGCACUCAAUCGCUGGGAAGCGUGGAAAUGUGGCAGUCGAGCCACUCUCACGACUCGCACGACGGCAAGGACGCGCCAACAGAGUACACCAAUAAUAAUCGCAAGAGUCGCCAGAAGGAAUGGUACGAGACGUCCCUGGAUUCGGGAGCGCCCGCGAGCUUCAAUCACAACGUAGCCACCGCGCCUAAAAACGCGCAUUAUCAGUCGAGUCCUCCGCCGCCACGCAUAAAGAUCGCCAACACCGAAAGCGUGAGAGACAGCCAAAUAAUAACCAGUGGACCGCCGCCGAUAAGCCCGGUGAACCGUCACAAAAGGGACAAACCCGAAGAGCGGCAGCACGCGAUACAACAGCCUCACGUUCGUUACGAGCCGCCGGCGACGAGGCCGAAGGUGCUGGAGAUACCAGCGGAAUCGAAGCCUACUCUUGACGUUUGCGACGACGCGAUACGACCGUUGGGCUCGCCGCAGAACUGCACUGUCGUCCAACCGGGAAAGUAUCAGCCAUACCGUGAGGUGACGAAACCCUUUGAGAUGUCGGACUUCUACAAGUAUUCGACGAAAUUCCGCAAGAGAAACGAAGUCGCGACGCAAUCCCAGGUCGGAAGUGAUUCCCCGCUGCAGGAGAAUCGUCCCGCGGAAGUAGGUUCCGGCGAUUUAUCCCGGGAUCCCAACUGUAACUUUGGGCAGAGCAGCGGUAACGUUACUACCAGUCCGGUGCAGCGAAGGUUCUAUCAACCGGUGCAGCGCAUGACCUGUCAACCAUAUCUCUCAUCGUUAAGAUAAUCGCGUACAAUAAGGUUCAUUCACACCGUUACAUUAUUAUACAAUGCGACACACUACACACGUACACGCACGCACAGAAUUAUUCAUCGAAGAUGGGCUGGUCCUAUCGAAAUAAUGUUCUUUAUUCUUCUUUAGUCAAUCACUAAUCUACUAAUGUAGGAUUUAUAUAUGAAUAUAUACACAUACCCACGCGCGGAGAGACCCAGUGGCACAAUUUUUUUUCUAUUCUUCGACUAAUAUUUUUAACAGUCGACUAUUUAUCGAUGCCAGUUUUCACUAAUCGUCGAUGCAACAUCGUCGAUUGUGCAGUCAGAGAACUGCAAUGUUUACACGCCUACCAAAUUGUGAUUUUGAUCUAUAUAGCGUUAAACAAAUUUUUUGAGUAGUAAUAUGUAGAUUUAUUUGUAAAUUUAAUUUACAAGUCUAUAUAUUAUUACUUCGAAAAACUUCUUUAACGCUACAUAGAUUUAUUUUGUGGUAAAGAGAGAAGGAGGGGGGAAGAACGAAGGAAUGUAAGGAUUAUGUAAUCCAGUUUAUGCUUGACCCCAAUGUCGAUAAAUUGACUAAUAUUGGGACCUGAAUAGUGCCUUCUAUUAACCGAAGCGUCAAGUGGAUGAUGGGGCAUAGUUAUAUUUUGAGAUUAUACCUUAAAGUGGAUUAAGCUUCUCUGAAAACUGUCUUCCACUUGUCGGCUUCCAUUAUAAUUAUAUUCAUAAUUGUGUUCAACAAUGGAUUAAAAAUAUAUUUUCUAUAUAUAAUAUAAGCAAAGGCUUUUCGCAGAUUUUCGCGUUGCAAGAUUGCUAUUGAUAAGUUAUUAAUGUUGGUUGUUAGACGCAGCUCUUUUUACAAGCACCGAUUAUUAGAUUAUUAGACGAUAUCGCUAAUCUACAAUUUUGUUAUACGCAAACUUUUUUCCUAGGACUUUGUAUAAUAGCUCAUAAGCUCAUAAAACGCCCAUAAGCUCUCUCGACUGAUCACGAAGCAAGGAUAUACGCGUUUCUACAUAGUCUGAAAUUAUAACAUAUAUCUCUUCCCCAGAAGGCUUCUAUAUAAAAAAUAAUAAAAGUAAAAGUGCGUUAAUCUUAGAAUAACGACAAUACCAUGGAUAACAAUAUGUAUGAAUAAUUAUUACAUAAACUGUUCAUGCAUUAUGUAUGCAUAUAUUACAUUUAUCUUGCUCGGCGUAUAGUAAUGAGAAAUAAAAUCUCGUUAUAAAGAUUUUAUUUACUCACCGCAAUGUAUUCGCCGAGGGAUUUAAUUUUAAAUCUCGAUUGUUGCGUUUGACGUGUUACUCGCUAGCGCUUGCAUCAUAUCAUAAAUUUUCAAGUUGCGAAGACAAUAUGUACUGUUGCUGUAAUGCGCGUUGCUCCAAGCGACACAGAUUUACACGUUGCAAACACCUUCACAUCACAGAAGUAAAUAUAACGGCUUUAUGUUAGCUGUGAUUAAUUACGCGCUGCGUGUUGUAUGCUACUUUUAGCAAAUUUUUUUGUACCGCUUUAUACAUCUAUUUCAUGCUAAUAAAAAUGCUGAUUUAAUAUAA
This is a messenger RNA of Linepithema humile (Argentine ant), 4401 nucleotides long. RefSeq names its product stepping stone (gene sstn). The record is from RefSeq and is a predicted model, not a curated record. NCBI's taxonomy places the organism in Eukaryota, Metazoa, Arthropoda, Insecta, Hymenoptera, Formicidae. Gene Ontology annotation, biological process: establishment of epithelial cell polarity.